Molecule: messenger RNA, 1092 nt
Organism: Cordyceps militaris CM01
Lineage: Eukaryota; Fungi; Ascomycota; Sordariomycetes; Hypocreales; Cordycipitaceae
Exons: 3
Coding region: 1-1092 (363 amino acids)
Source: RefSeq, a predicted model, not a curated record
AUGAUUUUUCCAAAGCUGGCGCUCGUCGCCUCUGUCCUCGUUUCCAGCAUCGCGGCCUCGCCCUACAAGACUAAGUCUGUAGAGAAACGAGGCCAGAAUGUCAUCAUCGGGUACAGAACUGUUGGAAAGCAUGGUACUAACGCUGCUCCUCAGGCACAAGCACAAGAUUACAUGGCCAAAAAGACGCUCACAUUUACAAGACCUGCCCAGGGCCAACAAAUCGGCGACGGCGUUUACACGUCUCCCGAGCCUGGCGAAUGGCCUCUUACAACUGCUGAGCCUUGGUAUUGCGCCAUCCUUGCCGAUGCGGAGGCUCUCGCCAGUACGGCCAAGGUGUGGGUGCCAAAGGCGAGUUGGUUCAAGCCCGCGGAGAUUGACAGCUUCAUCACAUCUCAAGGCCUGAACCCGCUCAAGACGAUGCGCAUGGCACUGGUUGGUAAUUUCGAGAACCUGGAGCAGAUGUUGAUCCCCAAAGGGCUACUCAACAAUGCAGGCGGUGGCCUGGGCAUUUCGGUUCUGUGCAAGGAGAAUCUGGAGGAGCUGCCCAAGGCGCGCGUCAACUACAAGGGCCGAGAAUGGAAGAAUGCCAAGGGAGAGCCGCAGACGCCGACCAAGGCUGCUGCUGCUGAAGAAGAAGCCGCUGCCGCUGAAGGCGCCGCUGCCGAAGAAGGCGCCGCUGCCGGAGAAGAAGCCGCUGCCGGCGAGGCCGUUGCUGCCGAAGGGAGCGCCGUUGCUGCCGAAGGAGGCGCCGUUGCUGCCGAAGGAGGCGCCGCUGCUGGAGGGGCUGCCGCUGCUGGAGGAGGUGCCGGAGGUGCUGUCGCAGAUUUGAUUGGCGACGCCGACCUCCAGACGGCGCUCAAGGCAGGCGAGGUUGGCGAGUACAGGUUCUUUGCGGCUCUCGAAGGUGCUGCCGAGGGUGCCGCCGAGGGUGCCGCGGCUGAGGCCGCCGGGGCAGAGGCUGCGAUUGUAGAGGCCGACGCAAUUGCUGCCGAGGUAGCUGCGGCCGACCUCGUCGCGGAUACCGCAAUUGCUUCGGCUGGUGAAUCGGCUAUAAUUGGCGAGCUUCUUGAGGUGGUUGUCGUUGCCCUGUGA